UCUAUUCUGGGAAUCAGGAUAUGAGUUCUGGGGUGUCAGAGAUGAACCAGAUCUGCAUGAUGGGACCCCAAGGAGCUCACAAUCUAGCAUGUAGGAAAGAGAGUAAACAGUAAGCCAGUAAACAGAGAGCUCUCACCCAGUUUGUUAAGUGCUCUGACAGAGCCAUGCAAAAGAGCAAGGAGGAAGGAAAGACUAACUAAGCUUGGGGUGAUCUAAGAUGGUUUCUUGGGAAAAGCAGCAUUUGUGCCAGUCUUUAUAGGAAGGCAGGCCUUUUAUUGGCAGGCAUGGGGUGUGGGAGAGGAGAACAAAGACAUUCCAGGUAGAGGACGAGUUUGAACAAAGGUAUGGCAUUGGCAGGAGGCAGAACAUGAGUCAUCCACUGUGACUGAGGCCUGUGAGGCUGUCAGGGGCUGACUGUGGAGGGCCUUGAAUGAUAGGCUAAGGAGCUUGGAUUUAAACCUGCAGGCCAAGGGAACCCUUGGUGGCUAUAGAUAUGGUCAGCUUUGCAUUUGAAACAUGGCUCUGAGGGCCUCUGUGCAAGUGGAGCAGGUGGGAAGCAGGUGCAUUAGAGCAGAGACCCAUCUGCCACCGUCCCAUGUGCCCCUAUGCUCAGCAGAGACUCCUCAGAGCCUGCAGUCCUACAAGAACUACUCCUUCUUCCCUUCUCUUCUGCCAAUGUUCUACUCCUCCCACAGGACACACCCAGCUCAAAUACACCCUAUCUGGAAGCUUUCACUGCCUUCUAGAAGGUGAUUUCCUCUGUGAGGCCCCUCAGUACCCUGCUCUGGGAUUCUUCAGUGACAUGUUGUAUUCUUAUGCAUCCCAGCCAGAUGGAGAAAUCUUCAAGGACACGUUGUGAAUCUCAUCCAGUUUUGCAUCUCCAGUGCAUACACAGUAUGGGUUUUGGCACAUGGAAAACCACUGGGGAACUCUUCACCAGUGAAUUAGAGAAAGAGAAAGUACAUGAAGAGAAAGAAGAAAUGGGAGAAGGGGAGGAGAAUACUUGGAGAGAGGGAAGGAAGGGGGCAGAGAGAUAGGGUGUUGGUAUGGUCAAGGGAAAUAAGAGGAAGAGCGUGGAGGAGAGUACAGGGCCAAUGUGGGUUCUUUCUUCUUCCCAUCAGUAGCACCAAGUAUCAGACCUGCCACAGUGAGUGUCAGGCUUUGGAAUCAACCAGAUGUGGGUUCAUAUUCUGGUUCCAUCACUUAGUGACCAUGUGCCUUUAGACAAGACACGUCACCUCUUGGGCAUUAAUUUCAUCAACUGUGGAAUGAUGAUAAUACUAGUCCUUCCUACAUGGGUGUUUUAGAACUUAAGAAUAGAGUCUGUCAUACAGAGUGAAGUAAGUCAGAAAGAGAAAAACAAAUACCGUAUGCUAACACAUAUAUAUGGAAUCUAAAAAACAAACAAAAAAAGGUUCUGAAGAACCUAGGGGCAGGACAGGAAUAAAGACGCAGACGUAUAGAAUGGACUUGAGGACACGGGGAGGGGGAAGGGUAAGCUGGGACGAAGUGAGAGAGUGGCAUUGACAUAUAUACACUACCAAAUAUAAAAUAGAUAGCUAGUGGGAAGCCGCCGCAUAGCACAGGGGGAUCAGCUCUGUGCUUUGUGACCACCUAGAGGGGUGGGAUAGGGAGGGUGGGAAGGAGAUGCAAGAGGGAGGGGAUAUGGGGAUAUAUGUAUACUUAUAGCUGAUUCACUUUGUUUUACAGCAGAAACUAACACAGCAUUGUAAAGCAAUUAUACUCCAAUAAAGUUAAAAAAAAAUAGAUGUGAGUUCUUUGAGGGCAGGGAUCCAACAUCCAACAAGGGCCUUGGCACAACUGUGUGCUCAACAAAUAAUUACUGACUGAGUGAGUAAGUGAUUGCCCAAGAAGAACUGUUUUCCACACUGCGGAGCAGUGCUCCAUUCCACAAGAGAGAGAGGUUAAGCACCUGUGUACCAGUGUACCAGUAAAGGAGGAACACAGUCCCAGUAAAAAUUUUCAGCUAAGUUGAUAUACGUUAAAAGCAUCAAUAUAGUCAUUGGGGGAUAAAUAAGAACUUUUGGUAGACUUUCUUACAUUUACUGAUUUUAUUCUGAAUUACAUAUGAUGCAGGGGGCACCCUAACUUUUAGAGUUUAGAGACUCUAAAUGUCUUAAUUUGGUCCUACUUAAGCAAUAGAAAUUAAUAUGAUUUAGUCCCCUACCCCAGAGCAGCUCCUGGGGAGAGAGACCCAGACACACAACACACUACAACAACACACUACGUAACUAAGGUUGGCAUAGAGGGGUCUGUAGGAAGCAUUGGUGUGGGAGCCCAGAGAAACACAGUCCUCCUACGGGGAACAGAGGAAUCAAAUAGGAAUGGGGAUACAGGGUGGGGGAUAGAGAAAUCAAAUGGAGAAUAGAAAAGAAUGAUUGCUGAAUAAGAGGUAGUAAGCAGAAAAGAGAUCACAUUGGGGAGAAAGGAAAGCUGGACGUAGGGAGUGAGGGAGGAGGCUGACAGGCAGGGAAGGAGACCCCUCUGGAGGCGGAAAGAGGCAGGAUCACUUCCGGCUAGGGAGGGGGAGCAGAUAGGCUCAGACCUAAGGAGAGGCUUGGAGAGAGCGGACGCCUUCUGGACAGGAGAGGCCCCUUCCCAUCAGUCUCAGCUGUUUCUCGGCCUUCCAGAAAAAUGGAUAGGAGAAAUGACUCCGAUUAUAAGAUGACCCCGUUCCAGGGCCCUCUGCCUCCCCCUGGGAGCCUGGGGCUUCACUUCCCUCCAGAUGUACAGGCUGAGACAACAGAAGAAGACAGUGUCUUGCUGAUGCAUACCCUCUUGUCAUCAACCAAGGACCCCCUGGCUAUGGACCCACCAGUUGCCAACCGGCCUAAGAAAAGCAAGACCAAGAAGGCCCCUAUUAAGGCUAUCACUAAGACAGUACGCGCUGCCCCUCCAGUUCCAUCUGCCAAUGUGAUUACCACCAACAAGCCUAAAAUAACUUUUCCGGCUUUAAACCUUCCAAUCAUCCCCCAGAUCAACCAGGCUUCAGCUACCACUGAGGCAGCCAAUACUCAGGCUUCUUCAUUCACCGCUCAGCCUAAGAAAGCCAACAAGACAAAGAGAGUUACUGCUAAGGCAGCCCAAGGCUCCCAAUUUCCAACUGGCAGUGAGAGUGUUACUACACAGAUCAAGUUACCCUUGCAGGCCCUAAACGUGCCAGUCAUCCCACAGACUAUCCAGGCUCCAGUUGCCACUGAGUCAGCCAAUUCUCAAGCCUUGUUAGCCUCCAUCAAGCCUAAGAAAGCUCUCAAGGCUAAGAAGGCUAACAAUAAGGCCAUAGCUAGUGCCACUGAGAUCUCACUGGCUCCAUCCACCACCUACACAGCUACCACCCAAGGCCAAAUUACCUCCAUCCGAACUAAGAAAGCUCUCAAGGCUAAGAAGGCUAACAAUAAGGCCAUAGCUAGUGCCACUGAGAUCUCACUGGCUCCAUCCACCACCUACACAGCUACCACCCAAGGCCAAAUUACCUCCAUCCGAACUAAGAAAGCCUCCAAAGCCAAGAAAGCAACUGUUAAGCGCACAAAUACUGACACUGAACUCCUAGAGGCCCCAGAUGCCACUGAGACAGCUACCAGGCAGACUGAGGCCUCAGCAGCAGCUAUCUGGCCCAAAAAAUCCAAGGGCAAGAAGGCUGCCUAUAAGGGCCCAAAUUCUGCCUGUGAGAUAUCUGAGGCCCCACCUGCCAGUCAAAUGGUCACAAAACAAGCCCUAGCAGCCACCGUCCGGGUCAAGAGAGGGUACAGGGCUUGGAAGGUUGACACUAAAGCCCGGACAACUGAAAGCCAGACUCAAAUUGACGAAGGGGCCCAGGCCAAGAUGUUUACCCCUCAGAUCAACAUAAGUGUCCUUGAGACUCAGGUUGUUGCUGCUGUCCAGGCCCUGGCAGAUGACUACCUGGCUCAGUUGAGUCUGGAGCCCACAACCAGGACCCGGGACAAGAGGAACCGAAAGUCCAAGCAUCUGAACGGGGAUGAGAGAGGUGGUGGUAAUUAUAGGUGGAUUCCAUGGGGCCGGAGGCCUCCGCUAUCCCGAGAUGUGGCCAUUUUGCAAGAAAGGGCAAAUAAGUUGGUGAAAUACCUGUUGGUUAAGGACCAGACAAAGAUCCCCAUCAAGCGCUCAGACAUGCUGAAGGAUGUCAUCCAAGAAUAUGAUGAAUACUUCCCAGAGAUCAUUGAACGAGCAAGCUAUGCUCUGGAGAAGAUGUUUCGAGUCAAUCUGAAGGAAAUUGAUAAACAAAGUAGCUUGUAUAUUCUCAUCAGCAUUCAGGAAUCCUCUGCAGGCAUCCUGGGAACGACCAAGGACACACCCAAACUGGGUCUUCUCAUGGUUAUUCUGAGUGUCAUUUUUAUGAAUGGCAACAAGGCCAAUGAGGCUGUCAUCUGGGAGGUGCUGCGCAAGUUGGGGCUGCACCCUGGGGUAAGGCAUUCGCUCUUUGGGGAAGUGAGGAAGCUCAUCACAGACGAGUUUGUGAAGCAGAAGUACCUGGAAUACAAGAGGGUCCCCAACAGCAGACCACCUGAAUAUGAGUUCUUCUGGGGCUUGCGCUCCUACCAUGAGACUAGCAAGAUGAAAGUUCUCAAGUUUGCAUGCAAGGUGCAGAAGAAAGACCCCAAGGACUGGGCCGUGCAGUAUCGGGAGGCAGUGGAGAUGGAAGUCCAAGCUGCAGCUGUGGCUGUAGCUGAGGCUGAGGCCAGGGCUGAGGCAAGAGCCCAAAUGGGGAUUGGAGAGGAAGCUGUGGCUGGGCCCUGGAAUUGGGAUGACAUGAAUAUCGACUGCCUAACAAGGGAAGAGCUAGGCGAUGAUGCUCAGGCCUGGGGCAGAUUUUCACUUGAAAUUGAGGCCAGAGCCCAAGAAAAUGCAAAUGCCAGCACCAACAUUGACUUCAGCAGAGGAGCUAGCACCGGGGCUAGCUAUAGCGAUGGUGCUAGUAUUAGCUUCAGUGGUGUACCCAGCCCCAGUAAUGGCUUUGGUGGCACAUGCAGCACCAGUGCCAGCUUCAGCAGCGUAGCCAGCAUUUGCUUUGGUGGCACACCCAGCACUUGCUCCACUUUCAGUGGUGGAGCCAGCAUUAGCUUUGGUGGUGCAGCCAGCACCAGCUCUAGUUUCAGCAGUGAAGCCAGCAUUAGCUUUGGUGGCACACCUUGCACCAGUACCAACUUCAGUGGUGGGGUCAGCUCUAGUUUCAGUGGCCCACUCAACACCAGUACAAGUUUCAGUGGUGGAGCCAGCUCUGGUUUUGGAGGCAUGCUCAGUAUCCCUGCUGGCUUCAGUGAUGCACUCAGUAUGAGCACCAGCUUUGGCAGUACACUCGGCACCAGUGCAGUCUUUAGUGGUGCACUUAGCACCAGCCCUGGCUUUGGUGGCACACUCAGCACUAGUGUCUACUUUGGUGGCUCUCCCAGUUCCAGUGCCAGCUUUGGUGGCACACUCAGUACCAGUAUCUGCUUUGGUGGCUUUCCUAGCACCAGCACUGGUUUUGAUGGGGUACUCAGUACCAGUGUCUCCUUUGGUAGCUCUUUCAGCAAUAGCACUGACUUUGCUGGUACACUAAGCACGAGCUUCUGCUUUGGUGAUUCUCUCAGCACUAGUGCCAGCUUUGGUGGUACACUCAGCACCAGUCUUGGCUUAGGUGGUGCACUCAACACCAGUGCUGGUUUUAGCAGUGCUGUCAGCAUUAGCACUGGCUUCAGCAGUGCACCCAGCACCAACUCUGGCUUUGGCAGUGUGUUCAGCACCAGUACUGACUUCAGUGGGGCACUUAAAACCACUACUGACCUUGGCAGUGCUCCCAGCACCAGCAUUGGCUUUGGUGGAGCCCCCAGCACCAGCUUCUGCUUUGGCAGUGUGUCUAACACCAACCUAUGCUUUGGUGGCCCUCCUAGUACCAGCACCUGCUUUAGUGGUCCUACCAGUGCCAGUUUUGGUGAUGGACUCAGCACCAGUGCUGGUUUCAGCUUUUGUGAUGGGUUAAGCACCAGCCCUGGAUUUGGUGGUGGACUGAGCACCAACUCUGGCUUUGGUGGUGGACUGAGCACCAACUCUGGCUUUGGUGGUGGACUGAUCUCCGGUGAUAUCUUUGGUGGUGGGCUGGGCACCAAUGCUGGUUUUGGCAGCACACUUGGCACCAGUGCUGACUUUAGUAGUGGCCUCAGCAUCAGUGAUGGCUUUGGCGGUGGGCCUAAUACCAGCUUCGACGGAAGACUGAGCACCAUCAUUGGCUUUGGCAGUGGUUCCAACACCAGCACUGGCUUUACUGGUGAACCCCGCACCAGCACCGGCUUUAUUGGUGGACCCACUUCUAUUGUUGGCUUUGGCAGUGGACUGAGCACCAAUGCUGACUUCAACGGUGGACCAAGCAGUAGUGUUGGCUAUGGCGGUGGACCGAGCAAUGCUGCUGGCUUUGGUGGUGUAGCCACCAGCCUUGGUGCCUGUAGCUUCUCCUAUGGCUAGUGAGGUUUCAGAUUUAUUUCGCAUGUUUACAGAUACCGCUAAUGAAUUGCAGCAGUCCUUCCCAUGGAGCCAAGGUACAUCCUUGGAAUCUUUGUCCACACAGCAAUCUAAGCAGAUAUACCAAUCAGCUGAGGGUGACACGCU
Molecule: messenger RNA, 6621 nt
Organism: Balaenoptera acutorostrata (minke whale)
Lineage: Eukaryota; Metazoa; Chordata; Mammalia; Artiodactyla; Balaenopteridae
Gene: TRO
Product: trophinin
Exons: 13
Coding region: 2656-6477 (1273 amino acids)
Biological process (GO): negative regulation of transcription by RNA polymerase II
Cellular component (GO): nucleus
Source: RefSeq, a predicted model, not a curated record